Paraglomus occultum is the source of this 146-nucleotide messenger RNA. The record is from the annotation of a GenBank genome assembly. NCBI's taxonomy places the organism in Eukaryota, Fungi, Glomeromycota, Glomeromycetes, Paraglomerales, Paraglomeraceae.
AAUUGAUGAACUGCUCACAGCCGUCCAAUGUGGCGGUCAGAUACGGAAUAAUCCUGAUCAAUACUCCAACACCAGAAUUACCUUCUGAAGCUGCUGGCGCUACAGUUAUCCCGGCACGUGAUGUUCACACAGAUAAUUAUUGGUAG